GAUGAUGAUGAUGAUGAUGAUGAUGAUGAUGAUGAUGAUGAUGCAUUUGUUAUUGUUAGCGAUGAGGACUACGACGAACAGGAAGAGGAACGAAUCAUGAAUGAGAAAGACGAAGACGAGUAUGUAUUGUCAAAAAUGUGCGAGUCCUGGGCCCUGAAAGACUUCUUCCUGCCCACCUUUGUUAACGCUUUGAUGCACCAGCAGACGGACAUCCGUCAGGCCGCCAUCUACGGCAUUGGCGUUGCUGCCAUGUGUGGCGGUCCAGACUACACAGCCGUCCUCGGCGACUUUGUCGGUCCCCUCAUCCAGUUGAUUGAGGCAGCUGAUUCGCGCUCCGAUGACAAUAAUAUCUGCACGGAGAACGCCAUCAGCGCCAUGACAAAGGUAGAGACUAUUAUUGGCAUGAGUCACCUGCGUUGCUUAAUACGCCUCUUUGUCCUCACAAGUUGCCAUGGCAGUGCCAGCACCGAUGCCCGUCGAAGUCACCUCGUAGGCUCUCAUGGAUCGCUGCCUAUCCCUCAGCCUAGACAUCCGUCCUUCUAA
This is a messenger RNA of Dibothriocephalus latus, 543 nucleotides long. Lineage: Eukaryota; Metazoa; Platyhelminthes; Cestoda; Diphyllobothriidea; Diphyllobothriidae. The record is from the annotation of a GenBank genome assembly.